Molecule: messenger RNA, 2233 nt
Organism: Heterotrigona itama
Lineage: Eukaryota; Metazoa; Arthropoda; Insecta; Hymenoptera; Apidae
Source: the annotation of a GenBank genome assembly
AUGGUUUAUAAACGUAAAAAAUAUCAUAGAGGAGAUACACAUUUAAAGAAAAGUUGGCGAACUAAAAGAAGAACGAAAGAUUUAGACGAGGUAUAACCUAAUUUGUUAAAUCUAACCUAACUUAUCGUGUGUCACAUGGGUACAUAUGAUCGGCAAUUAUUAUCCGAUAUUCUUUAUUUUAGAUUAAUGAAGAUUUGAAUGAUAAAAAUGUAGAAAAACUGCUAAAUCAAGAAGUAGACUUGGAUAAACCAGGAGCAGGUCAAUACUAUUGUAUUCAUUGCGCAAGAUAUUUUAUAAAUGAUACUGCUUUAAGUGAUCAUUUUACGACAAAAGUUCAUAAACGCAGAUUGAAAGCUCUUGAAUUAGAACCAUAUUCUAUCGAGGAAUCAGAGAAAGCAGCUGGUAAAGGAAAUUACAUUGCACCACAAAAAAGAAAAAUCGAUACAAUAAGUCGAGACAAUUAUAACGUGAAUGUCGAAACAGAUAAUUCAUCAAAAGCUAAACUAGCAAAGAUGGAUGCAUAAAAAUUAAGUUUUUUAAGAAACAAAAUUUGUUUUUGAAUUGAAAAAUUCGCACAGGCGCAAGUAAUUAUAAAAAAAUUGAUAAAUAUUUAAAAUGGCAAAUUGUGUACUACAUUUUAUAAGGAAAUGUACAACUCAUAAAACACAUAAUACUUCAAAAUUUGUCAAUGUGCUAUUGACUUUUAAAAGACAAUAUACUUCCGCUUUGUUUAUUUCAAAUGUCAAAGGCAAAGAAUAUUAUUCAUUUUUACACCCAUAUAUAGAUUUCGAUGAAAGAUUAACAAAUCUUGAAAAACUACAGCAAGACUUAACAAGACGGGGAUUGAAUUUGGACGUUAAAGAUGUUAAAAGUAUGUGGGAAUUUUACAAAUCUGUACACGUAAAUAAAUCUAAAUUAGAAUUGAGAAGUCAGGAGAUAUCAGACAAAUUGGUUCCUUUGUUCAAAAAGGAAAAUUUAACUACAAACGAACAAGCGGAAUUUACGAAAUUAAAAUUGCAAAUCUCGGUGAUAAAGUAUGACUUAAAAAUGAUUAAAGAUACUCUUCAGGAACUGAACGAAAGUAUUUUGGUAAAAAUGUUCCAAUUACCGAAUGAAUUGGAUGGGAAAACGCCUAUCCAAGGUCCUGUUGUAUUAAAACGUGUUAAUUCCUUAAAUGAACCUCCACACUCUGAUAAGAAGAAUCACAUCGAAAUUGGGAAACGUCUUGGUUUAUUGGAAUAUAGAAACCCAAUGCAAUAUUAUCUAUGUAACGAUGCAGCUCUUUUUGAACUUGGUGUAUUAAGUUAUGCUGGGAAAAUAUUCAGCGCGGAUAAUAUGAUUAGAGUGGCCGGUGCAGAUUUUAGCCGUAGCUUAGUAAUAGACGGCUCUGGUCUUAAUCAUGAAGAUCCUGCCGAUGCUUUUAUAAUAGACAAUCAUUCCGAUGUAGAUAAGGAUUGCCCAAAUCGUAUGCACCUUGUUGGAGGUGCAAGUCUAAUUUCAUUUUUGGCAAUGCAUGCAAAACAAUUAAUAAAUCCAACUCAUUUUCCAGUAGCAUAUUUUUCCACUGGGAGGCAGUAUACUCCGUUUCGAUCAGGUUCUAACCCAAUUGGUUUGUUCACUGUUUGCCAAGCUUCAGCUGCGCUUGCAUUUAUAUUAGUCAAAGACGGAAAAACUAAAGAGUACAAUGAACAAUUUGAAAGAUUAUUAAACACUGUGUGUAAAUUAUAUGACAAUAUAUGCGAUCAUUAUCAAAUUGUGCUACGGUCUUCUUCAGAAUUGCGACCUUGGGAAUCAAUGCGUGUAUCCUUUGAAUUGUGGUCACCUUUCUCGAAACAAUAUAUCGAAGUUGGCCAUAUAUCUGCGUACGGUGAAUAUUUUAGUAAAAGAUUACUGAUUGGAUAUAAAUCGACAAAUGAAUUAGCCUUCCCUUCUGUGAUAUCUGGCACUGUAUUGUCGGUACCACGUCUUCUAGGAUGCUUGUUGGAACAAAAUCCUGAUAAAUUUGUUAUUCCACAGAAAAUCUUAGAGUAUACGCCCAUAGAGAAUACUUCUCUUUAAGUUUAAAAAAUGGGAUUCCAAAUACUUGUUUUUUGCACUAUAGUUUGUACAUACUUUUCGAUGUAUGUAUUUUGAUUUUAUUCGUAUAUAUGUAGUAUUUCGUGUAUAUAUUUUGUCAAAAUAAAUAUAGAUAAAAAAUAGAUUUUUAUUUUUUUUUCAAUACCUAAUAAAAUCA